UUAGACCGCCUCCGUCUAGAAAUGGUGAUUAUCUUGGAAAUGAAUGGGAGAAUGACAUCGUUACUGUUACAGACCUUGCCUAAAUUGCGCUGAUGGUAUCCUGUUCAGUUCAUUUCCUGAUGUCAUUUGUACAUAUUUUAUUUUUGUUUACAGAGUUUUUGUUCUUUCAACGAUAUACGGCUCUGCGAAUUUCUCUGUAACAUUGGUUCCUGUUGCUUAUCCGGUGGUUAUGAGGAAAGUUCAGGAGGUGGAAGGCGGAAAAUGUGCUUUGAGAAUGGCCGUGAAGAAGGCUGGCCCUGUGGUGACUGACAACGGAAAUUUUAUUGUUGAUUGGACGUUUCAGAGCCCUUUACUGCCUCCGUUAUUAGACGCUUUGAAUAUCCGCUUAAAAAUGAUCCCAGGGGUUGUUGAAACAGGCUUAUUCUUAAAUAUGGCAAAAAGAGGAUAUUUUGGAAUGCUUGACGGUACGAUAGCUACAGUUGACUCCAAGUCAAACCAACACUGA
This is a messenger RNA of Soboliphyme baturini, 505 nucleotides long. The record is from the annotation of a GenBank genome assembly. Lineage: Eukaryota; Metazoa; Nematoda; Enoplea; Dioctophymatida; Soboliphymatidae.